This is a messenger RNA of Lutzomyia longipalpis, 4349 nucleotides long. RefSeq names its product glutamate receptor ionotropic, NMDA 2B (gene Nmdar2). Gene Ontology annotation, cellular component: postsynaptic membrane; plasma membrane. Gene Ontology annotation, molecular function: NMDA glutamate receptor activity; transmitter-gated monoatomic ion channel activity involved in regulation of postsynaptic membrane potential. The record is from RefSeq and is a predicted model, not a curated record. The transcript has 7 exons. NCBI's taxonomy places the organism in Eukaryota, Metazoa, Arthropoda, Insecta, Diptera, Psychodidae. Gene Ontology annotation, biological process: modulation of chemical synaptic transmission; synaptic transmission, glutamatergic; monoatomic ion transport. The coding region runs from base 532 to 3597 and encodes 1021 amino acids.
AGUUGGAAGUUUGUGUCUGAAUCCUCAAGUCCUUCAACCUCGGGGACGUCUCGGGGAUUUUUUUUUCUUGUGAAAUUUUUCUUCAACCCUCCCAAAGACUCCUUUCUGUCUGGGUGGGGUGUGUGUUUGUUGAGAUGGGUGCAGAAAAAAUCGGGCGUGAACGCUAAAAAUCACAAUUUAUUGGGGAGAUUCGAGAGUAAAAUUGUUAAAAGUUUGUGGAAGAUUUUUUCUUUUACUGGUGGUGUCCUUCACACGGGGUGGGAACUCACCUUGAAUUUUCACAUGAAAAAAAAAUUAUUAGGACUCAAAGUAUUUGCAAAUUCAAGGGAAAAAUCUACGAAAAAGAAGCUCUUUGGGGAGGAAGGAAAAAAAGACAUUUGCUGGAGAGUCCGGAAGUUUUUGGGGGAAGAGAAAAUUGUGCUCUGUAAUUCUUGCUGGUGGAAUUCUGGUGGUUGUGAAGCGAAAAGGGCGUCAAUUUGUGUGGGGGAGGUGUGGUAGAGAAUUUCUGCGUGUGUAAGAGGAAGAAGAAAAAUGAGGGUGGGUUUGUGCCUCUUGGGUGUUGUCCUGUGCAUCACCGCGGUGCAUCGUGCAUCAGGAUGGCGCUCAGGGACAUCCACAAAGUCCAGCGGGGGAAAGAAUGAACUCAACAUUGGUCUCAUUGCACCUCAUACGAAUUUCGGGAAGCGCGAGUACCUUCGUGCUGUGAAUUCAGCUGUGCUGGCCCUUUCGAAGACACGAGGACAGAAGCUAACUUUCCUCAAGGACUACGUCUUCCAACCGGCCAACAUUCACUUCGACAUGAUGUCCCUCACACCCAGUCCAACGGCCAUUCUCAAUACACUCUGCAAGCAAUUUCUACAGGUGAAUGUUUCAGCAAUUCUGUACAUGAUGAACUACGAGCAAUACGGCAGGAGUACAGCUUCUGCCCAAUACUUCUUGCAACUGGCUGGGUAUCUGGGAAUCCCGGUAAUCUCGUGGAAUGCCGACAAUUCCGGCCUCGAACGUCGAGCAUCACAAUCAACACUACAACUGCAACUAGCACCGAGCAUUGAGCAUCAGAGUGCAGCAAUGUUGAGUAUCCUGGAGCGCUACAAGUGGCAUCAAUUUUCCGUGGUAACCUCCCAGAUUGCCGGACACGAUGACUUUGUGCAGGCAGUUCGUGAGAGAGUUGCCCAAAUGGAUCAUUUCAAGUUCACAAUUCUCAAUUCCAUCAUUGUCACACGUCCCAGUGAUUUGAUGGAGCUGGUGAACAGUGAAGCACGUGUGAUGCUGUUGUAUGCCACAAAGAGUGAGGCAAUUGAUAUCCUCCACGCAGCGGGAGAUCUCAAGUUAACUGGCGAGAAUUACGUGUGGGUUGUGACGCAGAGUGUGAUCGAGAACACCCAGACACAUCCACAAUUCCCCGUUGGGAUGCUCGGGGUGCAUUUUGACACAUCCAGCGGGCAGUUGGUGAAUGAGAUUGCAACAGCUAUUAAAGUUUUUGCCUAUGGGGUGGAGUACUACCUCAAUGAGCCUGGGAAUCAUGGUAGGAAGCUCAAUACGCAUCUUCUGUCGUGUGAAAAUGAAGGAAAAGCCCGUUGGGAUCAUGGGGAAAUAUUUUUCAAGCAUCUCCGGAACGUCUCAAUUGAAGGAGAUACCAAUAAGCCCAACAUUGAAUUUACAGCCGAUGGAGACCUGAAAUCAGCUGAAUUGAAGAUUAUGAAUCUCCGGCCGAGUGUCAACACCAAGGGGUUGGUUUGGGAGGAAAUUGGAGUGUGGAAGUCGUGGAUGCCACAGAAACUCGACAUCAGGGAUAUUGCCUGGCCUGGAAAUUCACAUGCACCACCUCAGGGAGUUCCAGAGAAGUUCCAUCUCAAGAUUACUUUCCUCGAGGAAGCUCCAUACAUCAAUUUAUCCCCAGCAGAUCCAAUUAGUGGGAAAUGUUUAAUGGACAGAGGUGUGCUGUGUCGUGUGGCAUCAGACACAGAUAUGGCGGAUGUGGAUGUUGCACAGGCACACAAGAAUAGUUCCUUCUACCAAUGCUGCAGUGGUUUCUGCAUUGAUUUGCUGGAGAAGUUUGCUGAAGAGCUGGGCUUCACGUAUGAGUUGGUUCGCGUUGAGGAUGGUCGUUGGGGGACGUUGAGCAAUGGAAAAUGGAAUGGUUUGAUUGCAGAUCUUGUGAAUCGCAAAACGGACAUGGUUCUCACAUCACUAAUGAUUAAUGCUGAACGAGAGGCUGUUGUGGACUUUAGUGAACCCUUCAUGGAGACGGGAAUUGCCAUUGUGGUGGCCAAGAGAACGGGAAUAAUUUCGCCAACAGCCUUUCUUGAGCCCUUUGACACGGCUUCGUGGAUGCUCGUGGGGAUUGUUGCCAUUCAAGCAGCAACAUUUAUGAUUUUCUUGUUUGAAUGGCUCUCACCCAGUGGGUAUGACAUGAAGCUAUCUGUCCAGACAACUGGUUCCGUUAUGCCGUACCGAUUUUCCCUCUUCCGCACAUACUGGCUCGUCUGGGCUGUUCUCUUUCAAGCUGCUGUUCACGUGGAUUCACCACGUGGCUUUACAGCAAGAGCCAUGACAAAUGUUUGGGCAAUGUUUGCUGUUGUCUUCCUUGCUAUCUACACUGCAAACUUGGCUGCCUUCAUGAUCACUCGUGAGGAAUUUCAUGAAUUCACAGGACUUGAUGAUCACAGACUCGCCAGGCCAUUCUCGCAUAAACCAACAUUCAAAUUCGGAACGAUCCCAUGGAGUCAUACGGAUUCCACCAUUGCCAAAUACUUUGAGGAAAUGCAUUACUACAUGUCUCAAUACAACAAGACAAGCGUUGCUGAAGGUGUAGCAGCUGUACUCAAUGGGAACUUGAAUGCUUUCAUCUACGAUGGAACUGUUCUGGACUACCUCGUGGCUCAAGAUGAGGAUUGUCGCCUCUUAACUGUUGGCAGUUGGUACGCCAUGACCGGCUAUGGGUUGGCAUUUAGCAGGAAUUCCAAAUACGUGGAAAUGUUCAAUAAAAGACUUCUAGAAUUCCGCGCUAAUGGAGAUCUUGAGCGUCUUCGAAGAUAUUGGAUGACUGGAACGUGUCGUCAGGGAAGACAGGAACAUAAAGCAUCCGAUCCAUUGGCUCUUGAGCAAUUCUUAUCGGCUUUUCUCCUCCUCAUGGCUGGUAUUCUCUUAGCAGCUCUUUUGCUCCUUCUGGAACAUGUCUACUUCAAGUACUUCCGUAAGCGUCUGGCUAAGUCCGAUGGUGGUGGUUGCUGUGCCCUGAUCUCCCUGUCAAUGGGCAAAUCUCUCACCUUCCGUGGUGCAGUUUUUGAGGCUCAGGAAGCACUACGGAAGCACCGAUGCAGUGACCCAAUUUGCGAUACGCACCUCUGGAAAGUUAAGCAUGAAUUGGACAUGGCACGAUUGAGGAUUCGUCAGCUGGAGAAGGCAAUGGAUCAGCAUGGAAUUAAACCGCCCCAGAUAAAACUCUCCUCCGCUUCGGAUCUUCUCGAUGCAGCCUACAAAGAGAAUCGAUUUCGUCCUCCCUUGCUGGGUAAUUUGAGUCUCGGUGGGAGUGAUCAGAACCUCUUUAGAUGGUCAUAUAAAACGGAAAUUGCUGAAAUGGAGACGGUGCUCUAAAAGAGAAAACGAAGAAAUUAUCUCAAAUAAAAAGGAAACCCUCACAGCUCAGAAUCAUACCCCAAUGGUCCAUCUUUUAGUAUGAAGAAACUAGUCGAACACCUUAGCGCUUCCAUUUGCAAACAAAAAAUGAAUUUUCAACAAAAAAGAAACAUUUUUUCUCUAAAUAAGAAUUCAUAAAAGGAUCUCAUUGCAUUCUGAACUGUGGGAAAGAUUUUUAGUAAUUGACCAGCAGUUUGUCGGUUUCAUCAUCAAAAAAAUUUUCCAUCAUCUUUAAUAAAAGAAAAAGAAAAAACCGCAUCGUCGUCAAAAAAAUUUGUAGUGUGAAGGCAUAAAAAAAUAGUUGUUUAAAAAAUUUCAUUAAAAAAAUAUGAUUAAGCUCAAAAGAAAAUUGAAUGUUGGUUAAAAAAAAAGAUUAGCAGAAAAGAGAAAUAAUUUUAUAGGUUGUAUUUCUUAGAUGCCAGCAAAAAGAAAAGUGAAGAAAACGUUGUCUAUGUGUAAAGGAUAAAUAUUUGAACUAAUAUUUGUUACAUUUGUUACCAUUUUUAACAAUGAAAGAAGAAAGGAGAAGAACAUACUACAUACCCCGUAUUAUUCGUAAAAAAAAAGAAUGUUAACAGAUUUAUCAAUUGAUGGGCAAAAAUGUCUCGAUAUCAGUCACCCAGAAAGGAUUGAAAGUCCCUAAAUGCAUUAUAAACUAAUGGAAAGUAUUAAAAAAAAUUAUACCAUGAAAUAAAUAAAUAUAACUGUAG